AUGUGGGAUACCGCUCGAUCUCGCUUUGGCAUGGCGUUUACAUUUUCUACCCCGAAUUUUUCAUCAUGUUCACGUAUCUUUCCAAACAGCUACCAACAUUGUGUUCAAUUUUUUCUACGUCCCUCAGUUUAUGCCGGGCAAGCAGAAGAGUGGAUUCGCACCUGCCCCAAGUCGAAACUUGACACAUAUCGGGCCAUUGUGAUCGUCUCCGGUGACGGUCUCGUUAAUGAAAUUGUCAAUGGCCUAGCUUCUCGCCAACAAUGUGAUACUGACCUCAGCAACCCAUUAUUCAUACCGAUCGGUAUCAUACCCGCUGGUGGCGGAAAUGCCACCGCAGCAGCGGUGUGCUACCAUUCCGGCCUGUCGUUUCGUCAAAUACGCCUACUUCACUCCGCAUACAUUUUGUGUCAUCCUGAGCCUACGGAAGCACCAUCCCAAGACCAGAAGAAUGAUCUGGGGCUGCGCCAGAUUCACCAAAUCUACCACCCACUAGACUGCAUCGCCUUUGAAUUGCUGAGACAUUCAAAUCUGAGACGUUACGGCAUCCUGUCUGUGAUCUGGGGUGGUCUGGCUGAGAUCGAUGUCCGCAGUGAGCGAUUCCGCUGGCUUGGUAGCUCAAGAUUUGCCUUCGCUGGUAUUUAUUCAUUCAUCGGUAAGGAUUCCGUGCUUUGUUCAUUUUUAAUUUGGAUGGUGAAGCUAAAUCAGUCUCAUGACUGA
Dicrocoelium dendriticum is the source of this 717-nucleotide messenger RNA. NCBI's taxonomy places the organism in Eukaryota, Metazoa, Platyhelminthes, Trematoda, Plagiorchiida, Dicrocoeliidae. The record is from the annotation of a GenBank genome assembly.